This is a messenger RNA of Cuscuta campestris, 906 nucleotides long. NCBI's taxonomy places the organism in Eukaryota, Viridiplantae, Streptophyta, Magnoliopsida, Solanales, Convolvulaceae. The record is from the annotation of a GenBank genome assembly.
GGUCGCGCGUAAAUCACAAUUAGCCGACUUCAAGCUUCCCAGUCGCAUCGAUUCAAGGUUUCAAGCCGAUCGGCAAUCAAUUUUUCAUCUUCCUCAUUAUCGCCUCUCUCAGUCGCGUCGCAUCAGAGCAUCGUAGAGUAUCAGUCGCGUAGCCUCUAUCUCUGUCUAUCGGUUGAAUAAUAAGAAUGGAUGGGAAUGCACAAAACAUCAAAAAGUGGAUUGUGGUAUACCCCGUGUAUAUAAAUUCGAAGAAGACGAUCGCUGAGGGGAGGCGGAUCAGCGUGAGCAAAGCUUGUGAAAACCCUACUUGUGCUGAGAUUCACGAUUGCUGUAGACACCUUAAACUCCUCAGCGCUAUUGAGGCUGAUAAGGCAUAUCCACGUGACUUUAUGCAAAGAGGGAGAGUGCGAGUUUUGCUUAAAAAGGAAGAUGGUACUCUGUUUAAUCCAUCCAUUUCUUCUAGGAAAGAGCUGAUGAUCCAUGUUGCAGAAUUGGUGCCUAAACAUGCCAAUAGGAUAAAGAAGCAGGAGCCUGCACCCUCCUCCUCUGCCGCCGCCGCCGGUUCUUCCAAGCAAGGAAAGGGCGGGAGAAAGAAGCGGUAGUUCCUUCUUCCUUUGUUGAACAAAUUUUUUAAAAAAAGGCGGGGAAUCGUUCGAAAUUUUGAAUAUGCAAUGGAAAGAAUUUUCUCAAAAGAUUUAGAGAUGUCUCUGGUUAUUUCAGACUGUAACAAGACGAGAUUUUUCUCACUCCCAAGCUCAAGCGGAAUCUAUUUACUUAUUUUUUCCUUUUCAAACUUGAUUGGAAUUAUACUGUAUUUACUUAAAACUUGAACUCCAGUUAUAUGGUUCAACUGUGGCCAAUUAUGAUGAGUUUGACCUUGUUUUGGAAUAAUGUUUUCAAUUAGCG